Molecule: messenger RNA, 738 nt
Organism: Chaetomium globosum CBS 148.51
Lineage: Eukaryota; Fungi; Ascomycota; Sordariomycetes; Sordariales; Chaetomiaceae
Exons: 3
Coding region: 1-738 (245 amino acids)
Source: RefSeq, a predicted model, not a curated record
AUGACGAAGAGGUCAUGUUGUGGUAUCCAGGACCUGGGUCUCGAGUCUGAUGGCACGCCGGUUUGCCUCCAGCCAGUGAGCUUGGAGGCAUUUGUAUUGCGAGUUGCCCAGAGCCCGGUAACUUGUGCAGCCGCCGCCGGUGCCGCCGCCAACGCCGUAUAUCAAGAUCCUGACACCGGCUUGAUCUUCUCGUCCAACUUCCAGCUCUACAAGGCCGACGGGCGCGGCAUCACCUUCCGCGUAGCAAUUCCGGACACCGCCGAGAGUUACACGUCGUAUGAUUCCGUCAUCCAGAUGGUCGUCCCCAACGACGUGGGCUGGGCCGGCCUCUCCUGGGGCGGCUCCAUGCCGCGGAGCCCACUGCUGGUAGCCUGGAGGGGCUCCAGCAACAAUGUCAUCCUGUCUUCUCGCUGGGCCACCGGACACGUCAUGCCGACGCCCUACACGGGCGCCGAGUACACCCUCUUCAAGGCCGGGACCAAGUCCAACAGCACGCAUUGGCAGUUUACAGCGCUCUGCAAGGGGUGCACGGCGUGGGAGUCCGGGUCAUCGACGAGGUACCUGAGCCCGAGCGGCGGCAACCGGCUCGCCUUUGCCUACUCGCCCGGCAAGCCGUCUAGCGUCAACAGCCCCUCCUCCAGCAUUCCGAUUCACGAUGUCCACGGCUACUGGUCACACGACUUUGCUCAGGCGGCAAACCCCAACUUUGAGACCACUGUGGCGAGGUUGACGUCUUGA